AAUGGGCGGGAUCAAGAUGUGUUUAGCUUGCCUUAUGUCAGCCAAUCACAUAUCUUUGGAGUGUGACGUAUACAGUCCAGCCACAAGGUUAUAAACCUCGGAGGCUAAACAUUUGGGAGCUAUUUACCUCACGCAUCACAGACCUCGUCGCCAUGCAUCUUGUGGUAUUGUCCUUCACACUCUGCCUUGGAGCCGUGCUCGCGGCGCCAAGUUUGGACCCACAGUUGAACGACCACUGGAAUCAAUGGAAGGACUGGCACAGUAAAAAUUACCACGAGAAGGAAGAAGGGUGGAGACGAAUGGUUUGGGAGAAAAACCUGAAAAAGAUUGAACUGCACAACCUGGAGCACUCCAUGGGAAAGCAUUCUUACCGUCUGGGAAUGAACCAUUUCGGCGACAUGACACACGAGGAGUUCAGGCAGGUCAUGAAUGGUUACAAGAGCAAAGCAGAGAGGAAGUCCAAAGGGUCUAUGUUCCUGGAGCCCAAUUUCUUGGAGGCCCCGCGCCAGGUUGACUGGAGAGAGAAGGGCUACGUCACUCCAGUGAAAGACCAGGGUCAGUGCGGUUCCUGCUGGGCCUUCAGCACCACUGGCGCCAUGGAGGGCCAGCAGUUCAGGAAGACGGGCACGCUGGUGUCGCUGAGCGAGCAGAACCUGGUGGAGUGCUCCAGGCCGGAAGGGAACGAGGGCUGCAACGGCGGCCUCAUGGACCAGGCCUUCCAGUACAUCAAGGACAACGGCGGCCUGGACUCCGAGGAGUCCUACCCUUACCUGGGAACUGACGAUCAGCCGUGCCACUACGACCCCAAGUACAACGCCGCCAACGACACCGGCUUCGUGGACCUGCCCAGCGGGAAGGAGCGCGCCCUGAUGAAGGCCGUGGCCUCGGUGGGCCCCGUCUCCGUCGCCAUCGACGCCGGUCACGAAUCCUUCCAGUUCUACCAAUCCGGGAUCUAUUAUGAGAAGGACUGCAGCAGCGAGGAGCUUGACCACGGGGUGCUGGUUGUGGGCUACGGUUUCCAGGGCCAGGAUGUUGACGGAAAGAAGUUCUGGAUUGUCAAGAACAGCUGGAGUGAGAACUGGGGUGACAAAGGAUACAUCUACAUGGCCAAGGACAGGAAGAACCACUGCGGCAUCGCCACAGCUGCAAGCUACCCCCUGGUCUAAUGGAUUUCGACUGAGACGCAUAGUUACAUUUUUUUAAAUUUUUUUUUUUUUUUGUUUUUUUUCCUUCGGUGGUUUGAAAGGACCAUGUUUGCAUUACGGCCUGAUUAAGGCUCGGACGUGAGGAAGACCAUACCAAACGUCGUGUGGUUUUUAAAGAAGCUGUUUUUAGGGAAUUUGUUUUUAUGCCAUGUUUUGAUUUUUAAACGUUAGGACUUUUUUUUGUCUUGUAAAUACAUUCACAUGUGGUAAAGUUGAUAGAUGUGUAAUUUUUAAAGGUUUGGGUUCUACGUGUUGAUCGGUGGAAAUGGUUUUUCUCUGUUCACGAUUAAUUAAACCGUUUCAACCUGA
Anguilla anguilla (European eel) is the source of this 1514-nucleotide messenger RNA. It is a transcript of the gene ctsla, whose product is annotated as cathepsin La. Lineage: Eukaryota; Metazoa; Chordata; Actinopteri; Anguilliformes; Anguillidae. Gene Ontology annotation, biological process: immune response. Gene Ontology annotation, cellular component: lysosome. The transcript is spliced from 8 exons. The record is from RefSeq and is a predicted model, not a curated record. Gene Ontology annotation, molecular function: cysteine-type endopeptidase activity. The coding region runs from base 153 to 1166 and encodes 337 amino acids.